ACCAAGGGCUGGGAAGGAGCAGGAGAUUGAGCAGCACCAAAAUGUCAGAGGCAUCCAGGGCUCGGGCUGGUUUCCUUCGUCAGAGCGUGGUGGAGCGACUUCCGCGGGCUGCUUCCUACUGGGACCACUCAGCCACCAGGCUCACCCCCCACCUGCCCCCCACUAGCACCCUCCCAAUGCAAAAGGUUGGGCGAUUCGGGAGGAUGCCCCUUUCCUACGCCUCCGCUCCGAGUUUAAAGAAACCGGACACUGCAGGAGUGACCUCGGGCAGCGGGCUUGUUCCUGGAAGAGGAACGCCCACUCGGGGCUGGAUGCCAAGCAUUCAUGUUCCGCAUCCAGCCCCGGUGAAAUCAGUCCUUGCCCGCAGGAGAGAGGCCAUGGCGGCGGUGUUUCUGCCUGGCAAUCUCCAGGAUGAAGCCACUUGCUCUGUUUGCCUGGAGUUCUUCAAAGAUCCCGUGUCCAUCGAGUGUGGGCACAACUUCUGCCGGGCGUGCAUCAUCAAGAGUUGGAAGGACCUAGAGAUGGACUUCCCCUGCCCACAGUGCCGAGAGGUCUUCCAACAGAAGAGCUUCAGACCCAACCGGCAGCUGGCAAACAUGUCCGAGAUCAUCAGCCAGUUCACCCUUCGGGGGGCCAAGGGUGCCGAGGAGGACGGGCUCUGCGCGAAGCACAGGGAAGCCCUGAAACUCUACUGCAAGGAUGACCGGAGAACCAUCUGCGUGGUGUGUGACAGGUCCCGGGAGCACCGUCCGCACGCUGUGGUACCCAUUGAUGAGGCAUCUGAGGAGUACAAGGAGAAAAUCCAGGGACGCUUGGACUUCCUGAAAAAGGAGAGGCAAGAGCUGCUGGAGUUUAAAGUGAAUGAUGAUAAGAAAACCCAGGAGCUGUUGAAAACCAUUGAGAACGAGCGGCAGAAGCUGCUCUUGGAGUUCGAGAGGCUGCGGCAGUUCCUGCACGACCAGGAGCACAUCCUCCUGGGGCAGCUGGAGAAGAUGGAGAAGAACAUUGCCAAAAGGCAGAACGAGAACAUCACUGACCUCUCCAAGGAGAUCACACUCCUCAACAAGCUCAUCACGGAGCUGGAGGAGAAAAUCCAGCAGCCCAUGCUUGAGUUCCUCAAGGAUGUUAUGAACAUCAUAAGCAGAAGUGAUGAUGUGAAGUGCCAGAAGCCUGUGCCAGUAUGCACGGAUAUGAAAAUGCACAUCUGCAAUUUCUCCCUCAAGACCGUUGUCCUUGAGAAAGUCUUAAAGAAAUUCAGAGAAAACCUGCAAGAUGAACUGGGAAGAGGUGAAAAAGAGGACCUGACCCUGGAUCCUGAUUCAGCAAACCACCUCCUCAUCCUCUCUGCAGACCUCAAGAGUGUGAGGAUGGGCUGUAGGAAACAGGAGCUGCCCGACAACCCCAAGAGAUUCGACACGAACUCGCGGGUGCUGGCUACCACAGGCUUCAAGUCGGGAAGACAUUACUGGGAAGUGGAGGUGGGGGCCUCGGACGGUUGGGCCUUCGGGGUGGCCAAGGAGUCUGUCAGAAGGAAAGGUCUGACGCAGUUUUCCCCCGAAGAAGGGAUCUGGGCAGUGCAGCAAAAUGGAGGUCGCUACUGGGCGGUUACCUCGCCCCAACGUACCCUGCUGUGCCUCAGCCAGAAACUCAAUAAGGUCAGGGUGUACCUGGAUUACGAAGGGGAAGAAGUCUCCUUCUACAAUGCUGACAACAUGCAGCACAUCUUCACCUUCAACGUUGCCUUCCAGGAGAAGGUGUUCCCUCUCUUUUCGGUCUGUUCUACCAUUACGUACAUCAAACUGUGCCCCUGAGAUUUCUCUUGGGCUUCGCUGAGGACCCGUCUCCAUGGUUUUCACUGGAUGGUGCCCAGGCAGCAGCGUUGAGCACAAGAGACUCUCAAAUCAACCACGCAGUCUGGUUCGUUGGUACAUUGGCAGGCAGAUAGCUGCUAGAUGGGCAACCAGGUAGUCAGGGAAAAAUAUCACAAGGACGGUCUUCAGAUCAGCUUAAAACAGAGAACAGAUACUGAAAUCAUCAGCAAUCUCCAGAAGGUUGUGGUCAUCAUCUUAACCCCAUCUCUGAACCAACUCACCUCUUCAGUGAGAAGGAAACCAGUGGUAGUUGGUUUCUGGCUCCAAGUCUGAUAAGGGAUGGGUAUUUUUCUUUUCUUGUGUGGGUCUAAGGAUCAAUAUUAGAGCUGGUGACAAGUUUUGGAGUGGAGCCUCCACCCCUUUAUAAGUGUCAAUGACUUAAAAAUGAAAUGUUUAGUGGGUAAACGUCCUGUGGGAAAAGUAGAGAGAGUAACACUGAGCAGGACAUGUUGGACAUCCAUCCAAAGACAGAAUAGGCAAAGCUCCUUUCUAUUUGAUCAAGUGAAAUCAAAUUAGAAAGUUUUGCUCCCUCUGAAGUGAAUUUAAUGGGAUUUUCUAUUGUUUUAGUAUGCUAUUGCUCCCAACAAACUGUAGUCACCACCUCCAUGCCAAAAGUGGAACUCCUGCCCAGGUGCCUUCACUUCUACAAGACUUAGGAGGAGGUAGUUAGGCUUAUUAACUGGUCCUACUGGAUGUGAGAAAAACCCAUGUUUCUGAAUUUUGGUGCUCCUGUGUAACUCCUCCUGAGGUCCCCUCUACAUAGAAGAUGUUUUCAAAAUAGCCCCUCAAGGUUAUCCUGCUUUGCCCAUAGUAAUGAAGAUUUCAAGUGCAGAAUCUUGUAUUUCCUCGGGCUCUCUUUACUGCUCAGUUCUCAGCAAAAUCACCCAUUUACCUUUAUGUUCUGUUUUCUUUUUCUGGAAAUUGUCACUCUUUGCCAAGACAGCAAAUGCUUAACAUGUGGCUUGCUUUGUUCACCGUUGCUUUUGCCAAAACAAAGCAGCCUUUAAAAAAUAAGCGUAUUAUUGUCUGAAGUGAUGAAAAAUAUGGUUUCUGGUUUGGGGGCAUUGUUGGUUGGCUUUUAAACCUUUUCUAGAAAAUGUUAGUCCUUUUUAGGAAAUACAUAGUUGGGUCAAUGGGGGCAGCUUUUCUUUAAUCAAGAAAAACAUGUCCUGGCUGGUUCUAAGAUGAGAAAAAGACAUUUCUGUGCAUAGCUGAUCCUCAUAUGUCCAAUGAUCCUCCAAUGCCAACAAUUUGUUGGUUGAACAAGUGCAUUUCCUAUGUUUUAGGGGUUUUAACCCCUUCUCUGCAGUAAAUCCAUGUUGCAGCAGCAGAAUAAAAUGAAAAUGCUGUAGCCCUCUCCCAGGGCACACAGAUCCUGUGUGUGCAGCCGGUGGUUGCCCUAAACACCUUCAAUUGGUUUCCACCAGCUUGUGCCCUUGGUUGUGAAGAUAUGCUGUCUGUCAAAGGCCACCUUAGAAAGUGACCCUGCAAAGGGUGACAUCAAAACCCAAACAGACCAGAAGUGGAGUGAAUCCACAAAAAACCAUGUUUAUGUUGCUAACUUGGUGAAGAGGUGCUUUUUCCCCAGGUUUACUGGUGUAUCUUCUCAUGCACCAUUGAAGGUUUUCUCUGUGCACAGCUGAGCCCUUAGCUCUGUCCCAAAUAAUGGACAUUUGGCCAGGAGCUACUGGAGAUGAAGCACAAUUCAUCUCCUGUGAGAUAUGUUAAUGCAGGAUCAGGUGAAUUUAAGAUGCCAUUAGUCAUAAAAAGAGCUGGGGGUGACUGGUUUAGGCAUGAACAUCUCCAUUUUCAGCUGGUGGGUUGUUUCCUGAAGGUCUACUUUUUUUUUUUUUUAAAUGAGUUUGGCUUUAAAUCCACAUUAUUUAAAGCUGCAGCAACUCUUAGAAAGGUCAAGCUGUGAAGAGGUGAGCAAAAUGCCUGAAUUUUCUAAGCUCCAUCCACUGCUGAAGCUAUGCCACUGUAGAAAUGAUAUAAAUAAAUAAAAAUCCCUACUAUAAGAAAGGUAUUAGCAGGAGAUACAGUAUUUCUUAUGUCGUGACUUGGUGUUUGUCUUGUCUGUACGUGAGAAAUGCUUCUUCAGCAAACCAAAACUACUUUGGUACUUUCUGCAAGCAGAAAACAUUGCCUGAGCGGAUUUGAAACCUCCCAGAUUGUUCCUAGCCCAUGUGCUGGAAAUAAAAUUUGAAGGUGCUA
This is a messenger RNA of Harpia harpyja (harpy eagle), 4085 nucleotides long. Its product is annotated as E3 ubiquitin-protein ligase TRIM7-like. Gene Ontology annotation, molecular function: protein binding; zinc ion binding. The record is from RefSeq and is a predicted model, not a curated record. NCBI's taxonomy places the organism in Eukaryota, Metazoa, Chordata, Aves, Accipitriformes, Accipitridae. The transcript is spliced from 8 exons. Bases 42 to 1811 code for a protein of 589 amino acids.